CCGGGACUUCCUUCCUCCACCGCAGGACAACAAAACAACCCGGCAGCAGGCACUGAGCUCUUGGCAGCUGCCCGGGUGAGACGCGCAGCGAUGGGCUCCGUGCUGAGCAGCGAUAGCGGCAAAUCGCCGCCCGCCUCGGCCACCCCGCGGGCCCUGGAGCGUAGAGGGGCCCCAGAGCUGCCCGUCACGUCCUUCGACUGCUCCGUGUGCCUCGAGGUGUUGCACCAGCCUGUCCGGACCCGCUGUGGCCACGUAUUCUGCCGUUCCUGUAUUGCUACCAGCCUGAAGAACAAUAAGUGGACCUGUCCUUACUGCCGGGCAUAUCUUCCUUCAGAAGGAGUUCCAGCAACCGACGUAGCCAAAAGAAUGAAAUCAGAAUAUCAGAACUGCACCGAGUGUGACACCCUGGUUUGCCUCAGCGAAAUGAGGGCACACAUAAGAACUUGUCAGAAGUACAUAGAUAAAUAUGGACCACUACAAGAACUUGGGGACACAGUAACAAGGUGUGUAUGUCCAUUUUGUCAGAAGGAAUUGGAUGAACACAGCUUGCUGGACCAUUGUAUUACUCAUCACAGAUCAGAAAGGAGACCUGUGUUCUGCCCACUUUGCCGUAUAAUGCCCAGUGAGAAUCCAAAUAGCUUCAAUGGCAGUUUAAUAAGACAUUUGCAAGUCAGUCACACGCUGUUUUAUCACGAUUUCAUAGAUUUUAAUAUAAUUGAGGAAGCUCUUAUUCGAAGGGUAUUAGACCGGUCGCUUCUGGAAUAUGUGAAUCACUCGAACACCACAUAAUGUUAUUAAAAGGAAAAGGAACCAAACCGUACAAUCAUACCACUUGUUAAGAUGCUGCUUGAACAGUUGGAGGGAAAUUGUCAAUGUUUGAUGGGAAAAAAUGUACAACAGUUGUAUGUUUGUCCAUAUUUGUUGUUGUUUGCAUUUUAAAACUGCUUUCAUUUUGAUGGUUUAAAUCUGUUUCCCAUUCCUAAGUUUCUUAGAUACUUAACAACAAAAAAUAGUCUCCAUAAGCCAUUCAUAUAUGAAAAAGAGCAUAAGGCUGGGAUUUGUGGGUGAAGGAUCUUUACUGGCCGAUUGGAUAACACUGUCUGUAAUGCUGUGUAUUAAUAAACACAUCAUGGUUGGGCAAGAUAACUAAUCUUUGUUCUAUGUAAAAAGAUGUAAAGUGAAAUGAAUUGUGGACAUCCGAGGAAAUAUGAAAUCUGCUUCAAUGCUCAUGUUCUAAUCACUAAUAGAAUAACAUGAAUAACGUUGUAUGGCAGGAAAGGAAAACUUUGGAUGUCAGUGAAGUCCAUUUAACCCAAUUGUAUAACAUAAUGUAACAAAAUUAACUUCAUGUUAGGAAUAUAUGCUUAGUUCUUUUACUUUUUAUAACUGCACAUGUAAGAAUUUAAUAUUAUAUUUUUCAAAUAUUUGUAGCUUAUUAUUUAGAAACAUUUCUAUAAUGUAGGCAAUUUCUUAAAGAAUCAUCAGCUGAUAUUUACAGUAGAAGUAUUCACUUCCAUAAUUUUUAGUGGAAAACCCAAAGGGCUUUGAUGUUAUUUUUUAUUUAACUCUUUAGGAAAAUUAUAAAAUAAAAGAUGAACACUGAAAACCAAACAGGAAAUGUAUAGGUCAUUACAUUACGAUAGGGAAACACUCUUCCGGAACUUCGCCAGCCUCCCCGGCUGCCCUCUGUGUCCUGUCACAGGUCCAGCCCUCUUCACCGACCCUGCAAAGGUAACCCCUGCGCUGAUUUCAGUAGCAAUCACGUCCUUGAAUGUCUUUAGUAUUCUGUUACCUGAGUGUGUAGCUCUACACACUAUUUUUUUUUAUCUUAUCUACUUAAAAUUGUUAUUAGAUACAUCCUUCAUACUCCUUUUUAAACUUAUGUAUUCCUUCUUCCUUCUUUUUCUUAGAAUUCACCUGUUGAAGAACCUCGUAUUGUGACUUACAGAGUUUCCCACAGUCUGUAUUAGUAUUACUGAUUGCAGACUCGUGGCACAAUUUAGCAUGUUCCUCUGUCCUCUGGGUACUCACACAGGGAUCCAGAGGUUUGAGACUUUGGCAAGACUAUAGGUCAUGAUGUGUCCUUUCAUCAGCGGGCACAUAGAUGUCUGAUUCUCUUUUUGCGACAUCCGCAAAAAUUGAUGCUCAGUGCUUAGACCCACUGAUUUAUUGUGGGUUGGAGAAUAUUCUGUCAUUUCUUUUUCAUUUAUUACUUAGAACAUUUUUGUAAAGAGAUGUUCCCCCACAUUGAUGACUUGGUUAACCAGUGGUAAUGUUCAUAUAGAAAAGGGAAAACAAAUAUUUGAAUUUUUCCCUUUAUUUGCUAGUUUUCAAGAUAAUAAACUUGUUUCCUAUCAUCUUCUAGUGAUCACUUUUUUCAAGUAUUGUGAACUAACUUAUGGAUUCAAACAUAUUUCAUAGACUUUAAUCCGUUUUAAAUAUUACCUUAUGAAAGCUCAAAUUGUCCCACCUUUGGCCACUGGUUUCCUCAUCAAGUUGUUUCUGAGUCCUUUUGACACUACUCUAGCAAUCUUGAAUAGCUCCCUUGCUGUCUCAUAUGACAAAAUAUUCCAGGCUCAACUUGUACGUUUCCUACCCCAGACCUGGAAUUGGCCAUUUUGCUAGGAAGUCUCGUCAUUUUCAGUGAGAAAUGGUAUUUCAAAACUAUAAUUGGAGCUGUUAUGCUCAUUGCAACUAGAUUUGCCAGUGUAAUGGAGAAAGCUAGGAAAUAUCUUUGUCUUUUAAAGAUAAAAUGUUUCAUGAGUUUAUUUUGAUACUUUCAAAUCAAAUUGAGUGCUACAGGGUUCUUUACCUAUCCUUUUUAUUUCAUCUGUAUCUCCAUUUUUCUAUAUUGACAUUCAUGGUUUUUAAGACAAAGGCCAUGGCAGAAGUAGAAUAUCCCACAGAUAUUCAUUUCUUUACCUACCUUACAUAUGUAUGUAACAGUCUCAAAAU
Pteronotus mesoamericanus is the source of this 2955-nucleotide messenger RNA. It is a transcript of the gene RNF125, whose product is annotated as ring finger protein 125. Gene Ontology annotation, cellular component: VCP-NPL4-UFD1 AAA ATPase complex. Bases 91 to 789 code for a protein of 232 amino acids. Lineage: Eukaryota; Metazoa; Chordata; Mammalia; Chiroptera; Mormoopidae. Gene Ontology annotation, biological process: ubiquitin-dependent protein catabolic process; protein polyubiquitination. The transcript has 6 exons. Gene Ontology annotation, molecular function: ubiquitin protein ligase activity. The record is from RefSeq and is a predicted model, not a curated record.